This is a messenger RNA of Mya arenaria, 3248 nucleotides long. Its product is annotated as orexin receptor type 2-like. Gene Ontology annotation, biological process: neuropeptide signaling pathway. The record is from RefSeq and is a predicted model, not a curated record. Gene Ontology annotation, molecular function: G protein-coupled peptide receptor activity. Gene Ontology annotation, cellular component: membrane. The transcript is spliced from 2 exons. Lineage: Eukaryota; Metazoa; Mollusca; Bivalvia; Myida; Myidae. The coding region runs from base 151 to 1302 and encodes 383 amino acids.
CCAAUGAGGGCAUCGUUUUUUGAUUAUUAAAACAGAAUACCGUUAAGGCUUUAGAUAAGAGAGGGUUAGAAAUAUUUUUUCUCAUUUAUUUGGAAAUAUUUUGUGCUCCACAACGUCUUAUAUAUAACUUGCGGAUUCAAAAUUCGACUAAUGAUGAUAAGUGCUAAAUUCAUAGCUUUAGCAUGUAUGCUUUCAGCAUUUACGCUUUGUGGUGUUAUAGGCAAUUGUAUGGUGUUAUUCAUCUAUCAUCAGAGAAAGAGGACUUCGGCUACCUUCUUUAUAAUGACACUUGCUGCAACGGAUUUAUUUACUUCAUUAACUUUGAUUCCUUUCACGAUUGUCGCAGAACUGUUUUCGAAUGAGCUUCCAUACGAUUUUUUGUGUAAGGUUUUAAUGUUUUUAGUAGUAAACAAUGUUCAAUUUUCAGUUUUUUUGAUUGCCGUUAUAGCAAUUGACAGAUAUUUAUGUAUAUGUCAUCCGUUUUUGAAUGGCAAUACCGUUUUUCGUGCGAAAGGUACAGUUGUUUGUGCUAUGAUUCUGGCUGGAACAUUUGGCGUUUUGACUUCAUUAAACUACAGUGUUGAAACUAUAUACAUUAGUGAUGAUACAAACAUGUCGCUGAACGGUACGCAAAAUAUUUUCAAGACUGCUAACUUCACUCAGCUAGAUCUACCGUUCAAUUGUUCAUCCAACCAAACGACAAAUUGUGGAAAUAAUGCUGGGUUGAACGGCAGCAGAAAUCUUAUUGUUCAUAGGACAAUGUGUCAAACAAACGUUUUCUUUGGAGAUUACUAUCUUUAUAUCUAUAGAUAUGUAUACGCCAGUACGUUCAUUGUGUCUGUAGUAAUUGUCAACAUAUGCUAUGGACUUAUCUACUGUCACUUACACCGUCAUAGGGUCCGUCUUAGGAAAAUAUUAGCAAUGUCUAGCAAGAUCCGGCAGAAAAAGAGAAUUGGAGAAGCCGUUGCUUGUAGCAAAAAUUCACCAUGCAUAGGAAGCAGUGUGCCAAGCCCGGCGAAAGAAAGUACGACAGAAAAUGAACCUAAACAUAAGAAACUGACAACAGAAAGAACGUCAGUAUUGCUCAUGAACGUGAGAACUGCGUUCAUGCUAUUCAUUGUUACGGUUCUUUUUUUAGCAACGUAUCUUCCCGCAUGGCUAAUGUCGUUUGAACUCAUUGAUUUUAAUUUAUGCGUAUUCUAUUUAUACUUGAUAAAUCAUGCGACUAAUCCCAUUAUUUAUGCUUUUAUGAGCAAGGAUUUCAGGCAAGAUAUCAAAAGGCUGCUUCUCAAAUGCUGCUAGUAGAACAACCUAUUAUCCUUAUAAAUUUUGAAUGUUUAUGAUAUUAACUUGGUACAAGACUACAAGAACAUGUUUAAUGACUUCAUAAUUGUUUAGUAAUGCCGUUUUUAACACUGAAAAACUCACACACAAAUAAAGAACAAUAGCAGCAGGUAAUAACCUGGUCUAGACUACAUGCGAAAUAAAGAUACUGAGUGAAAAGGGAAAAGGGAAUUUGUAUUCACUACAAUACUGCCAUCAAUGUUACUAACCGUCGCGAAUUAUAGGGUUUUGUUGCGCGAGCUUGCAAGCCAGUUGUCCUUCUAAUUUCUUAUUUCUAAAAUACAGUUUGCUUUACUAACGCUACAACGUCCUAAUCCCUCUCAAGUAGGUCUUUGUUGCUGAAAUAUAUGUUUUCGAUCGCAAUGAUUUGCCGCAUAUUUUUUCUCAUGUGUUUAUAUGUAUAUUGUUGUUUUUAAUACGCUACAGUCCAGAUUAAUAAUAUCUGUUAUGUUUUCUCGGUGUUGAUAGGAAAAUCCGACCCGAGAGCACCUGCGUUGCCAGGUAACAAGGCUUGCCGAAUUACCGAUUACGCAGCGUGCCUUUGGGUCAGAUUUUUCUAUCCUUACCGGACACACAUGAUUAAUAUUUGUUUCUAGCAUUCCUUUAAUAACGUAUUUGUAAAGAAGUUUGUCCGCAAUCAAACUAUGUACAGCCAAUACCGCCUCACUUGACAAAGCAUUUGAUAUUUUCAAUAUAACGAAACCAUAAACUGCCAAAUGAACAGGGUCGAUGGAAAAUUGCCAAUUCAUGACAGGAAACGUCCAGUUUGUUCAGACAUGGGUGAGAUUUCGCGUCAUUUAAGUUCAUAAUACAUAUAUACUGUUACAAAUUUACAACAAGCUGAAGUAUUUAAGUCUUGCUCCAUCAUAAUUCUUAAAAUUAGGCAUUCCAAAACACAUUUGACUUAAAAAGGUCAAUAUGUUCAGAUUACAAAAUCUUUUUCUUUAAUGCUUCUUAAUUGUUUUAAACUAAACCUGUUUUGACUUUAUGAAAUUGUGGUUAGCUGUUUUACAUUGUUCAUUUGUUGUAAAUUUAAUUUGCUUUUGUAUCCUUUAUUGUAUGCAAGAAUAUGCAAGUAUUUUAUAUAUAAAGUUCUUCUUAGAAAAGUUCUUUCUAAGGAAUGCAUUUUCUAUCGAAAUAAAAAAAUAUGCUGCUUUCGAUGUUUAUUUAAAAACGGUUAUUUUUUAUCGGAUUGCAUAGAUUAUAAGAAACUAUAUACAUCUUCUGGAAUUUGAAAACAAAUAGUAUAAACAUGUUAUUUAACGACUUAUCGAUUGGUCUUUAUUAUGUGCUUGCAUACUCGCUAUCGAAAAUUAAACGAUUUUCGUGAAUGUUGAUCAACACCAGACCUGUUUGGCUGGAACAACUAAAUUAUACGAAUACUGUCAUAUACUGAAAUGCUGAAAAGCACUGUCAUUAAGGAAAGCAAGCGAAGGAUAAAGUUUUCAUUUGCUCUUGUUUAAUUUAAAAGUUUAUCGCACGUGAGACUUUAUAAUAAAGCCAUAUCAAAUAUUUAUUACUGAAAUUGUAGAAAGAAUUGAGUCGAUUGGAAUAAAAUCAGAUAACUUUUAUAAAUAUAGAUACGAUUGUCCAUUGGAACGAAUUCUUUGGGAGCAUUUUUUCGAUACAUCAUUGCAAUAUAUAUUCUAGUCGUUCAAGCAACUUACGUGACUCACUUAUGUACACUGUUUAUUGACUAUAUAUUAAAAUAAGUCUAAUAUAAUGUUUUCUCGUCUAUUGUAAACAUCAUUCGUCCUGCGCUCGUUCCAAAUACAUUCUGUUUCAUUUCGUAAAAGUACUUAUCACAUUAUACACCUCAUAUAUUUGUUUCAUAUUUAAUCAUUUAACAAUGUUUUUUAUACAUCCUAUCAUCCUAUGUACGUUUAUUCAUCAAUUCGUUUGUA